Molecule: messenger RNA, 2435 nt
Organism: Solea senegalensis (Senegalese sole)
Lineage: Eukaryota; Metazoa; Chordata; Actinopteri; Pleuronectiformes; Soleidae
Gene: cenpo
Product: centromere protein O
Exons: 6
Coding region: 263-1114 (283 amino acids)
Cellular component (GO): kinetochore; Mis6-Sim4 complex
Source: RefSeq, a predicted model, not a curated record
CGUCUCCGUGUGCGUUACGUGUAAGCACUAUGGUUACACGUACCACCACAAAUGCUUAUUAUCAAUGUUAGCUUACCGUCUGAGUCACCCGAGGGAACAUUCGUGUGAAUCUCGCUGUUUGGAUUUCUGUUUUUCCGAUUAUUCCGAUAACACGUGAAUACUCGCAAAACAGGCGCAGAGCCGCCAAAAUCGAACACACGGAACUUGCAACGACUAUUUUCCACACGGAACAAAACUUAAAUAAGCAGCAUUUUAAUGAAAAAUGGAGGGAUUGUCCUCGAAGGGUGUUUUAAGUCACCUAAGUGUGCUGGCGGUUCAGACGAAGAGCCGCAGAAAUCCUCCCCAGCAGUCGACGCGUGUGAAGGAGCUGAAGGCUGAAGCUGAAGCGCUGAUGAUGCGGAGAGAGCAACUGAAGGCAGAGAUACAGACACACAAGAGUCUUCAGAGAAUGCGGCUGUCUAUGGACAAAGGAGAGGAGGAAAUGGAUGAAGACUCGGAGAACUCACAGCUACUGCAGCUGAUGGCCAAACAUUCACAACUGAAAGAUCUUCUGUAUGCCCAUCACCUGAUUGGUGGGUAUGACAUCAUCAAGACAAGCCUUGGUAAAGGAGUGUGCGUGUCUGUGACAACGGCCUACGAGGGCGUUUAUUUAGACACCUACAACCUGGAGAUAGACCUGAAGCCCGUGCUGAGGAUCACUCGUCAUAACGUUCCCCCGUUCAUUCCCCUGAACGAACUCGCUGAGCAGAACAACAUACAAACAAACAUAAAGGCUUUUCUGGACGUGCUCAGCCAGCAUCUCAACGCCCACGCUGGACGGAAGCAGCAGCUGAAGCUCGUUAAGGAGCGAUUCCCGUCCGUAGACGUGAUGGAGAGUAAUGUCUUGUGUUCUAUACUGGUGCUGAUGUUCACCGUGCCAAGGCAGAAGACUGCUGUCCUCUGCACGUUGAACUACUCUGACCACACCAGGUGUCUUCCCACCACAGUGCACAUUCAGUGUGAAGACAAAGACCUUCCUGAGUCUCCAGAGUGGAAGAAAAAACAGAGUCUGCUCAUGGAGAUGCCAGUGCACAAAGUUUUGAUGACCAUGAAAACGAUGGGGGAUAUUUUUUAAUAUAAGAAGAAAUAUUGAAACCAAUCCUUUUACAAAAUAUGUACAUACAUCACUCUCACUGUUAAUAUUACAACUGUUUUGCUUGGUUUUGUAAAUGUUGAAUAGAUAAUAAAGUUAAUGACCCUUUCAAGUUCCUCUAUGGAGUUUCCAGUAUUUCCACAUCACUUUUAUCCCUGAGACUUAUUAUAAACUCCGCCACCCUCUUGUGUAAUGUUUCCCUCUGAAGUCGUCUCACUCUGUCCAUUUCCUCGCAGGCUUUCUGCCGCUGCCUGGCCAGUUCCUUUUCUGAUAUCGAGUCAAUGGUUGCGAUAUUUCUCAUCUGCAUGAGAGACACGGAUGCCCGGAUGUUGCCUCUGUGUCUCAGUGGACCUGUGGGCUUGUCUGACGCCGGUGGUGCCGACACUGACCGAUUCUUCUGUGCCAGUUCAGCUCCCUCGUGUUGAUGCUGGGACUUGCUGGAAUAGUGUCUUCUGCCAUCAGACGUGUGAACACCCCUCACGUGUGUCUUGUGCUCUCCGAUUUCUUUCAUAGCAAUGUUAACUAUAGCUUUGGGUUCACACACUUUCACCAUCACCACUCUCCCCUGCUCACGAAUCAGUGUGUCUCGCCUCUGUUGGAGCAUUUUGAGCGUGUACCUGUAUUGUUUGUCCAGCAUGCUAAGUUUAUGCUGCAGGUCUCUGUCCUCCUUUUGGUUAAGCACUCUCAGAUCUCUGUGUGGAACAGGCCUUCUGUAGAUUUGAUCCAUUUUUAUAUCAAGACCUAAAGGGAGAAGGUCAUGAUUUGGGGUAAAUUGUUGAAUAAAUCUGUGUUUUAAAACCAGGUUAGUGUUUUUUUUCUCACCUGAUGAGCAUCGUUCCCCAUGGUAGUGUUUCACAGGAGUGUCCACUGCUAUGGCUGUCUCAGCAUGUGUAAUAUAAUAGUCCCAUUGUAUCUGAAGGAAAGUGAAUGGCAUUGAGUGUUGUUAAGAGAUUAGAUUUCAUGAUUCCGUCAGUGCACAGUCAGGGUUUGUGCAGGUUAGACAAUGAAUAAAUAGCAAUGACUCAGCUUGUAUGUUACACUUAAAUAUGGCAAAUGAAUGUGUCCUGUCCUGGAGAUUCAGAGUUUGAAGAUUUUUAUUAUGAAAUUAUGAAAAUCUUCAAACUCUGAAUCUCCAGGACAGGACAUAUUCACUCACCGUAUUUAACCUCUAAUUAACAGUUUUUCUACUAUGCAUUUAAGACAUAUACUAUAGGGAAUCUUUCCUUAUGUAAAAUAAGGUAUGUAGCCUUUUAUUUUCUUUCACCAGAAACUCAAAUAAAGACAUCUAAAUCCUGAAAUGUUA